CGCACUUGUUCCGUGCCGCCCGCCAGCCCGCCCGGCCCCUAGCCCGCAAACUCUCCCCGAAGGAGUGAGGCAGGCAGGAAACACUGAGCCCGAGACCGGCCGGGCUGAGGGACAGAGGGGCAGGGACCCAGGCGCCCCUCCCCGGAGCCCGGAGCAUCCCUGGGCCGGCUGAGGGGCUCCGGGCUGGGCUGAAUUCCGAGAGGGGCGCCGUGCCCCUCUCUACUCCACUUCGCGUCCGCUCUGUGCCCCAACUCCGUGUCCUCGCUCCGCGCCUUGCCCCGUGCGCUCCGGCCCUUCCCGGGACAGACUGACCGAUAAGGGGACGGAGAGCGGCAGGAUGCCCGGGAGCUUGGCGGGACUCGGGCUGGGGCUGGCGCUCGCCUUAGCCCUGCUGCUGCUGCUGCUGCUGCGCGGAGCCUGCUCCGGGUCCGGGGAGCCGCUGGACGCCGGAGGACAGUGCCGGCCGCCUGGAUCGCAGGGAGACCUGAACUCAUUUCUCUGGACCAUUCAUCGGGACCCUCCUGCCUACCUGUUUGGCACCAUCCAUGUUCCCUACACACGCGUCUGGGACUUCAUCCCGGACAAUUCGAAGGCAGCGUUUGAGGCCAGCGCCCGAGUCUAUUUUGAGCUCGACCUCACCGACCCCUACACCAUUUCAGCCCUGGCCAGCUGCCAGCUGUUGCCUCACGGUGAGAACCUCCAGGACGUGCUGCCCCGGGAGCUCUACAGGCGUCUCAAGCGCCACUUGGACUACGUGAAGCUCAUGAUGCCCACCUGGAUGACGCCCGACCAGAGGGGCAAAGGCUUGUACGCCGACUACCUGUUCAAUGCCAUCGCCGGUAAUUGGGAACGAAAGCGUCCAGUCUGGGUGAUGCUCAUGGUGAACUCCCUCACCGAGACCGACGUGCGCUCUCGAGGUGUUCCCGUGCUGGACCUCUACCUGGCGCAGGAGGCUGAGCGCAUGAAGAAGCGGACGGGAGCCGUGGAGAGGGUUGAAGAGCAGUGUCACCCACUCAAUGGUCUCAACUUCUCCCAGGUGCUGUUUGCGCUGAAUCAGACCCUGCUCCAGCACGAGAGCCUCAGGGCGGGAAGCCUGCAGGCCCCCUACACCACGGAAGACCUCAUUAAACACUACAAUUGUGGAGACCUCAACGCUGUCAUCUUCAACCAUGACACGUCACAGCUCCCCAACUUCAUCAACACCACGCUGCCCCCACACGAGCAGGCCACGGCCCAGGAGAUUGACAGCUACUUCCGCCAGGAGCUCAUUUACAAGCGAAACGAGAGGAUGGCUCGGCGGGUCAUGGCGCUGCUUCGAGAGAAUGGGGACAAGAGUUUCUUCUUUGCCUUCGGUGCAGGUCAUUUCCUAGGGAACAACACGGUGAUUGACGUCCUGCGCCAGGCUGGGUUCGAGGUGGAGCACACCCCACCAGGGAAAGCUGUGCACAGUUCCAGCCCCCGGAGUUCCCAGCCCCCUUCUCCAGAUCCUGUGGUGACCCUGGCUCCCACGAUGCCACCCAUGGAGCAGAGCCCAUCCUCUUCACUGGCCUCUACGCCUCCCGGGCCAGGGGAUGAGGAGGAGGAAGAUGAUGACCUUCUGUCACCCCAUCUCCUGCUCUCCGACAGCCUGAGCCAGCUGGAAGAGUUCGGGCGACAAAAGAAAUGGCGGCGGAAGCAUCAUAAACAACACCGGCCACGGCAGUUCAACGACCUGUGGGUCCGGAUUGAAGACAGUACAACCACAGUGCCUUCUCCAUCCAAGGCUACCAACGGCUAUGACACCGCCAAGCCUCCCACCAGGUUUGCCAAACAGCUAGAGCAUUGGCCCCCACCAGCCCCACCAGAACCCCCAGGGCCCUCCAGAAGCUCAGCCUCGGGCACUUCUCCCCUGACUUCCUUCCUUCUCAUCACGACUGGCGCCAUCCUCCUGCAUGUGGUGCGGCCAUCCUGACUUCCAUCGAUCCCAGAACUAAUCAAAUCAACAGUCUAUCCCUGGACCUUGGACAUGGUGAAUGGAUGGAGCCAGGACCUGGUCUUCUUCAGGACAGAUGUCAGUCAGAGGCACCUCCUCUAGUCCUCCAUCUCUGGAAUUUCAGGUUGUCACAGAGUUAUGGGAUUUAGGGUUGGCAGCAAUGUCAGAAUGUAGACUGUGGAGCAUCAGAGCUAGAAAAGAUCAGAUGAACAGAAAGUCAGAGCUGGGAGGGAUUUAGACUAUGGCACAAUAAACAUUCUAAGAGGCAUCUCUAAGAUGCUCUCAUCUCACUUUCCUCAUUUUACAAAUGGGGAAAAUGAGGCUCCAGCAGUUGUCAGAAGUAGCUUUUUGGAUAGCCUUGGGUUAACAAUGUCGAUGAUGCUCUGAACAUUAAGUAAUGAGACCUGGGUUCUAUUCCUAACUUUCCAGUUUGCCAUGACAUGACUGGGCAAAACUUGGCCCUUCUCUGGAUCUUCAUGCCUACCUUUGUAAAGGAGGAAGUCAGACUCCAAAGUCCUCUCACAUGCUAAAUCCGAGGAUCUGACUUCAUCACUGGGGGCCUCAGUUUCUUCACCUGUCAAAGCAGGGUAAUAACCCACUCCUACCACCCUUCCCAAAGCACUAAAUCAGAACUGACAUGGCAGAAAGGAAUAGUCAGUAUUUUAAACCAAAGCCUGGGGUGUGCUCUGCUUUUUAUUUUGAGGUAGAAGAAGAUUAUUUGUGUGUGGGGUAGGGGUGAGAGAAAGCAGAUUCCAAAUUAGCAAAGGCUUCAAAAUGUACUUCCCUGGGCCCAAACACCAAAUCAGUCCAUCCAUCAGCUCACCAGCAUUCCUUCCUGGAAAGCACUGGCUGAGUUUAAUUCAGGGUGGGCACUACCCCUGCUGUGGGCAGGCUGGGUGGUCACCCAUUCUAAGGAGAGGUCACGUGUGGCUCUCUGGCCUUCUGGGCCCCCAGGGAUCUGGGAAGAGUCUGCCUCAGGAGUUUUCAAGAGGCUCCACACUGGUUCCCCAGAAAUGUACCUGUCCUCUGUCCUCUUUCAAUGGGGUGCCCGAACCUCUGCUGACCCUCCCAGUCUAUGGGCAUCCCUUGGCAAUAGCACCUCCUGACUUAUGGGUUUGAAAUGUUUCCAAAGCAAAUGGGUGGGUUUUCACCCCCACACUCCUCCUUUGAAGUUUUGUGAAGAAUUUCCUAAAGAAUGUAAUGAAGAGAAAAAAAUGUUAUUAAUGUUAUUUUGUUAAAAUA
Phascolarctos cinereus (koala) is the source of this 3214-nucleotide messenger RNA. RefSeq names its product TraB domain containing 2B (gene TRABD2B). Lineage: Eukaryota; Metazoa; Chordata; Mammalia; Diprotodontia; Phascolarctidae. The record is from RefSeq and is a predicted model, not a curated record. Gene Ontology annotation, biological process: negative regulation of Wnt signaling pathway. Gene Ontology annotation, cellular component: plasma membrane; organelle membrane. Gene Ontology annotation, molecular function: metalloendopeptidase activity; Wnt-protein binding.